CUCUUUCUCACUCUCCUCUCCAGCCCUUAUCUCCUCUUCUACGAAAAUCCCCCCUCGUUCCAGUUUUUCUAAUCCUCCGCCUCUCCUUAGUAAUAACAACCUCUCAUUUCUAAAUUUUUCUUUUCUUUUUGUUGUUAUAGAAGACGGGAAGACAACAUCGACAGAACCAGACUCGGCCAUUCGUUUCCAUUUCCAUCAAGUGUUUAAGAAAGCUGUGGUCAUGUCAUUGCAAAUCAAAGGAACUGAGAUCAUGGUCAAUGGAUGCCGCCUCUGUACUACUCCUCUUCUUAAUUGCAAUGCGAGUAGGGGCAUUGAAGAGAAUGAGAGUAUGAGACCUAUCCAAAAUAUUCUCUUCCUAGCUCCAAACGUAAAAUAUUUCGAGCUUCAUUUUUUGAAAGCGAUGAUCAAAGUCAAAGUGGAUGACAAUAUUAACUGAUGGAAUGGCAGAUGCUAAGGUAUCAACUGAUCAAAGUCAAAGACUGAUGAUGUCAACCGAGAGAUUGAAUCAGUCUAGUGAUAGCAUAAGAGAAGCCCGCAAAGUGAUGUUGUAAACUCAAUAGCUCGGGGUUUCAAUCCUUCACGAUUUGCACCAGCAACGCCAAUCUCUUCUUCAUGCUCAUAAUACACUCCAUGGAGUGGAUGACAAUAUUAGCAGAAGCAAGAAGAUUAGACAAACAUGUCAAUAUUGAUUGUUUACUUUAAGUUUGGGACAUUAGUCAAAUUCCCAGGUUUUUGUGUGUACAACCUUUUGGUGUGUGUUUGAAACCAGAAAGCGUGUCAUUUUGAAAUUCUAUUAUCAUCCUUUUGACUUGUGAUUCAGGUGUUACUUUGUAAGUUUGAGGUCAUUGUUUGGC
This is a messenger RNA of Cuscuta epithymum, 854 nucleotides long. NCBI's taxonomy places the organism in Eukaryota, Viridiplantae, Streptophyta, Magnoliopsida, Solanales, Convolvulaceae. The record is from the annotation of a GenBank genome assembly.